This is a messenger RNA of Medicago truncatula (barrel medic), 733 nucleotides long. RefSeq lists its product as uncharacterized. Lineage: Eukaryota; Viridiplantae; Streptophyta; Magnoliopsida; Fabales; Fabaceae. Bases 74 to 622 code for a protein of 182 amino acids. The transcript is spliced from 4 exons. The record is from RefSeq and is a predicted model, not a curated record.
UAUAUUUGUGCAUCGCUUUAUUCUUUUUCUCCACAAAUAUCGCACAAACCUUACUUACUCUCAAUUCUCUCCUAUGGCGUCAAAAUCCAUCCUUGGCUUUAUCACUCUCUUUCUCCUUACACUUUGUAUUACUUCCUCCAUUCAUCGCAUAAGGCAGACUUCUGAUUACAAUUUUCCAAAUACACGAGUUGAUGCUUAUGAGAAAACUCUUAAUGUUCUUGGAAGCAGGAAGAUGUUGGUUGGUGUGGAUCGAUUCUCAUUAAUAACUAGGCAACAUGGUUCUACCGGAGGCCUUAGGGUAUUGCAUAAUUGCUAUAUUGAUUCUGUUGGAUCAGAAGAUAAGUCACAAAUUGGAGAAGUCAAGAUGCAACUUCAAAUUGAUUGCAAGACAACAAAGACAUUGUCGGACCAUAAAUCAAUUAAUAGAUCAAAGGUGUUGGAUGGUGAGCAUCCAUUUGCAUUAAGAAUGAGGCAACAUGGUUAUACUGGAGGAUUGAAGAUGUUGCAUCACUGUUACAUUGAUUCUAUUGGUCAAGAAAAUAAGUCUGAUGAACUGAAGAUGGAAGCUCAAAUCCAUUGCAUAACUGAAAAAACUUCGUUGGGCAUGAAAGCAACCAUGUAGAUGAGAGGAUGAACACACAAGAUUUGUUAUUUUAUUACCUUCAUAGCUUAGCUAGUUGUAAAGUACUGUUCUAAGGAAUUUGGCAUAUGGCUCAAAUUCAUUUACUACGAA